AUGCGCGGCGUGCCGAGCCUGGUGCUGGAGCGCGACGACUGCGUGGGCUCGCUGUGGCGGAAGCGCACCUACGACCGCCUGUCGCUCCACCUCCCCAAGUACGCCAGCGCGCUGCCGCACGCCCCACACCCCGCCGACGCGCCCAACUACCUCCCGCGGGACGACUUCGUGCGCUACCUCGACGGCUACGCCGAGCGGUUCGGCGUCCGCGCGCGCACGCGCCUCCGCCGCGACGUCCGUGCCGCGCGCUUCGACGCCGCGCGGCGGCGGUGGGACGUCGAGGCCGUCGACCUCCAGACCGGCGAGGCCGAGCGGUACGCGCCGAGGUUUCUCGUGGUCGCCACGGGGUCGUACGACGAGAAGUUCGUGCCGGAGGUGCCCGGCCUGGAAGGCUUCCCCGGCAAGGUGAUGCACGCCAGUGAGUACCGGUCGGCGAAGGGGAUGAUGGGGAAGACCGUCCUCGUCGUUGGCUGCGGCAACUCCGGCACGGAGAUCGCCCUGGACCUUGCUGAAGCCGGCGCUAUAACCUCCAUCGUUGUCCGCAGUGAGGUUCACAUCCUCACGAAAUGGAUACUGAACCUGGGAGUGACGCUGGGGUUUUACCUGCCGGUCUGGAUGAUCGACAAGGUGGUGCUGCUCUUGUGCUACCUCGUGUUCGGGGACACGUCCAAGCACGGGAUCCCGAGGCCGGCCAUCGGGCCCUUCGCCAGGACGCAGCAGACCGCAGCCCUUCCCGUCAUCGACGUCGGCACCUACAAAAAGAUCAAGAGCGGCGAGAUUCAGGUUAUACCAGCAGGCUUGAAGAGAGUGCAUGGGAACAUUGUCGAGUUCGCCGACGGCAGGCAGUAUCCUUUCGACGCCAUCGUCUUUGCCACCGGCUACAGGAGCGCGAUAAAGCGGUGGCUCCAGGACGGCGGCGAUCUGAUCAGCGACAACGGGAUCCUGAAGCAGCGCAGUCCGAAGGCAGAGAACGGGCUCUAUUACGCAGGGCUGUCGGGGAGAGGCAUCUUCGGCAGUGCCAUGGACGCAGAAUUCAUUGCCGGCGACAUCAGCAAGCAGCUGUUGCCUCAGGCCCAGGGCAAGCCCGAUCACUAG
Molecule: messenger RNA, 1095 nt
Organism: Miscanthus lutarioriparius
Lineage: Eukaryota; Viridiplantae; Streptophyta; Magnoliopsida; Poales; Poaceae
Source: the annotation of a GenBank genome assembly